Urocitellus parryii (Arctic ground squirrel) is the source of this 6252-nucleotide messenger RNA. Lineage: Eukaryota; Metazoa; Chordata; Mammalia; Rodentia; Sciuridae. The record is from RefSeq and is a predicted model, not a curated record.
GGGCGCCAUUGUGCGGCGUGCUCGGGGUGAGUGUGGCGGGACGCUGCGCCCGUCGGAGCUGCACGUAGUAGCGCCGUGUCGUCCGCUCCCGGGCGGACUCGCGAGCUACCAGCGGGCUCUGCUGGGGCCCCCGCUAGCCGCGCCCGUUCGCGGGCUGAGGGGCGGCCGGCGCGGCGCCGUCUCGGAGGCCCCGCCCGUGUGCCCCCCGCGUCGGCUCGGGACCGCCCACUCCCGCGAGCGACCCUGGAGCGGCCAUGGCCGCCCGGCUUCCGACGGCCUGGUGCAGUGGACCGGUGGCCUUUGAAGACUUAACACUGACUUUUACCCCGGAGGAGUGGGGACUGCUGGACCUCAGACAGAAGUCUCUGUACAGGGAAGUGAUGCUGGAGAACUACAGGAACCUGGUCUCUGUGGAACAUCAGCUUUCCAAGCCAGAUGUGGUGUCUCAGUUAGAGGUGGCAGAAGACUUCUGGCCAGAGGAAAGAGGAAUUCUUCAAGACACCUUUCCAGAAUGUCCUAAAGUUCCACUGGGCCCUCAGAUGAAGUCUCUUCCUGCUGAAAAUCCCCUCAUGAAGAUCAGGGUGGUUGAGGUCCUCACACUGAACCAGGAGAUGGCUGGUCCCCGAAAUGCCCAGAUCCAGGCCCUCUAUGCUGAGAAGGGGGAACACAGCUCAGGCAUCCUCAGGGAGCCAGCCCAACAGACAGGUGGGCAUCCAGCUGACCCUGAAGCUGCUCGCCAGAGGUUUCGGCAAUUCCAGUAUGAGGAGUCAGCUGACCCUCAGAAGGCUCUGGCCCGACUUCGUGAGCUCUGUCGCGAGUGGCUACGGCCCGAGGCACGCUCCAAGGAGCAGAUCCUGGAGUUGCUGGUGCUAGAGCAGUUUCUGGGUGCUCUGCCUGAGAAGUUCCGGACAUGGGUGGAGUCACAGCGUCCUGAGAACUGCCAGGCCGCCGUAGCCCUGGUGGAGGACGUGACCUUGCUGUCGGAAGAGGAAGGACUCCCUGUCCAGGGGCCUGCCUGCUGUCCAGAGGUCACUGCUCAGCAGGAGAAGGAACAGGAGGAUGUGGCCAUCUGUCCAGAGGCAGUGCCGAAUGAGGAGCCUGUGACCUUCCAGGAUGUGGCUGUGGGCUUCAGCCGGGAGGAAUGGGGGCUGCUGGGCCCGACACAGAGGACUGAGUACCAUGAUGUGAUGCUGGAGACCUUUGGGAACCUGGUCUCAGUAGGGUGGGAGAGGACACCGGAAGGCAAAGAGUUAGCUCCAGAUUCUGAUGUUCCUGCAGAGAAACCACUUCCUGACCCCAAAAUGAAGGAAUCCUCAGGAGAAGGUAGCCAGUCCGCCCCCUCAACUGCUGUCUCACGGGGUGGGGUCCCCAAAGCCCUGGCCACCGGGAACCGAGUGGAGCCGGCCCAGGAGAAGGGCCCCUCUCGGCACCAGCUCCCUGAAGGCCCCCGAGCUCCAGGAGCUCGGGUGGACGCCGGACCGGACCCGAGCCACGGCGCGCCCCGGAAAGGCCCUCCCAGAAGGCGCUCGCGCCCCCAGGGCCGUCGGGUGACCAGUGCGGCGCCCGCUGCCUCCCCGGGCAGGCCGCACCAGAGGGGCUGUGGGAGGGGGCGAGCCGCAGCGGGCAGCGGCUGUCGGAUGGCGGGGGGCAAGACUGGGGGCCAGGCCGGCGGGCGGCGGGCCCUGCAGAUCACCUUCAUCCGGAUCCACAAGGGGAGCCAGGUGUGCCGCUGCAGCGAGUGCGGGAAGGUGUUCCGCAACCCCCGGUACUUCUCGGUGCACAAGAAGAUCCACACCGGGGAGCGGCCCUACGUGUGCCGGGACUGCGGCAAGGGCUUCGUGCAGAGCUCCUCGCUCACGCAGCACCAGAGGGUGCACAGCGGGGAGCGGCCCUUCGAGUGCCGCGAGUGCGGCCGGACCUUCAACGACCGCUCGGCCAUCUCGCAGCACCUGCGCACGCACACGGGCGCCAAGCCCUACCCCUGCCAGCACUGCGGCAAGGCCUUCCGCCAGAGCUCGCACCUCAUCAGGCACCAGAGGACGCACACCGGCGAGCGCCCCUACGUGUGCAAGAAGUGCGGCAAGGCCUUCACCCAGAGCUCGCACCUCAUCGGGCACCAGAAGACGCACGGCGGCAAGAAGCCAGGGGAGUGUGCUCACUGUGGAAAGUCCUUCAGCCAGAGUUCUGAUUUUGUGGCACAUAAAAGGACACACACUGGGGAGAAGCCGUAUGAAUGCAGCUAGUGAAAAUCCUUUAUUCAUAGCACUCAAUUAAUUAAGCAUCUCCGGAUUCACAGUGGGGAGAAGCCAUACAAAUGCACCUACUGUGACAAAGUCUUCACAGGGAGCACUCACCUGGUGGAGCAUCAGAGAACUCAUACCGGAGAGAAACCUUUUGAAUGCCAUCACUGUGGGAGAGCCUUCAGAGGGAGCUCCCACCUCCUUUCCCAUCAGAGAAUACAUUCUGGAAAGAAACCAUACAAGUGUAAUGACUGUGGGAAAUCCUCCUGGCAGCAGUCUCAGCUAAUUGUGCAUCAGUGGACACUCACUGGAGAAAAGCCGUAUGGAUGCAGUCACUGUGGAAAAGCCUUCAGCCUUCAGCCUCCCCUCCUUGCACAUCGGAGGACACACAAGAUGCACACUGGGGGAAAGCCCUGUGAGUGUGCUGACUGUGGGAAGGCCUUUGGUGACCAGUUAACCCUGACCAAACGUGAGAGGACACACACUGGGGAGAAGCCUUAGGAGUGUGGCCACUGUGGGAAGGCCUUCAGCCAGAGUCAGCUUCGGAGGCAUCAGAGGACUCAUACUGGAGAGAAGCCCUAAGAUUGCGCCGACUGUGGGAAGGCGUUCAACCACAACGCCCACCUCACCGUGCACAAGAGGAUCCACACCGGGGAGAGGCCUUACAUGUGCAAGGAGUGUGGGAAGGCCUUCAGCCAGAACUCUUCCCUGGUCCAGCACGAGCGGAUCCACACGGGGGACAAGCCCUACAAGUGUGCUGAGUGCGGGAAGUCCUUCUGCCACAGUACACACCUCACCGUCCACCGGAGAAUUCACACGGGAGAGAAGCCCUAUGAGUGCCAGGACUGUGGGAGGGCCUUCAACCAGAACUCCUCCCUGGGCCGGCACAAGAGGACCCACACAGGAGAGAAGCCGUAUACCUGCAGCGUCUGUGGCAAGUCCUUCUCGCGGACCACCUGCCUUUUCCUGCACCUGCGGACCCACACAGAGGAGCGGCCCUAUGAGUGCAACCACUGCGGGAAGGGCUUCAGGCACAGCUCCUCGCUGGCCCAGCACCAGCGGAAGCACGCCGGGGAGAAGCCCUACGAGUGCCAGCAGAGGCUCAUCUUUGAGCAGACACCAGCUUUAACGAAACACGUGUGGGCAGACACCCUGGGCUGCAGCCCACCUCUGACUCAAGACGAGAGGACUCACCGGAGCGACAGGCCCUUCAGGUGUAAUCAGUGUGGGAAGUGCUUCAUUCAGAGCUCUCACCUCAUCCGCCAUCAGAUCACUCACACCAGGGACGAGGAGCCUGGGGGGCGCCCCCGGAGACGCUGUGGCCGGAGCUCACUCCGCAGGCAUCAGCCCACAAAAGCAGGAGAGAGCCCUGGGGACCAGCCCAAGGCUGGGCAGCCAGCAGGCGGGGCCCUGGCCUUGUUUGACAUCCAUGAGAUCAUGCAGGAAAAAAGCCCUGUGCAUGUCAUUGGGGUCGGGGAGCCUUCCAUGGGCGCCUCYAUGUUGUUUGAUAUCAGAGAAUCCACAUAGGAGAGGAGCUCUUCAGACGGCUCUUGGACCACAGGUACAAAAAAAUGUGGAAGGAAACAGAAUAACCUAAAUUUUUCCUGCCUGGGCUGCCCAUCACACCCUCCUUGCUUGGGUAUGACAGACUGCCCUGAUUUGUCACCAAGCCUUGGAGCCAUGCUGAGGGCCCACGAGAUCAUGUGCCUGCCCCCUUUCUAGAGCUCUUCCCUCCUGUGGGGCCUCUGCUGGAGACCAGUGGAGGACCUUUCCUAGGAAGCGGACUUUCUGGCAUGACCAUUUACUGUCCAGCGUGGGAAACGUCGCCCUCUUGUUGCUUUCCUGCAAGUGUUCUGAGGAGAGCAGGGGUUGCCGACCCUCAUGCUCGCGAUUCCAGAAAAAAAGAACGUCAUGUGGCACAGCACCGGGGCGUAUAAACUGAAGAUGUCAGCCUGCCUUGUGACCUACAGUGAAGCCAGCUGUGGGCUUCUGCGUGCCCUGGCCACAGCCCUUGCCUCGCCACCAGGACCCAGGUGUGGGCCAUUCCUCCAUGUGGUAUUCCUGCUGCCGUUGCUUUCUAGUGAAGUUAAAGCGUCCCAUCAGCAUCAGCAAUUGAAAGGAAGGAUCGUGACCCAUCUCCACUUGUAAAAAUUGGUUCUUAAAAACAAACCGCAGAAGCACUGUCACAUGGUCUGGGUGCAGAGUUGGACAGAGCAGUUUCCCUGGGAGACUCCGGCUACGCGGGAUGACUGAGCGUCAGCACACACUGCCCCUGAGCUUCCUGCGACCACUUGUUCCUCAGAUGCUGGGAAGGCCACGUGGUGGGGUUUCUGUUGGGCAGCCUGGCUUUCAGGAUGCUCACCCAGAUGCAGGACCCUGACAUCACCCCAGCUUUCCCUCUGGGGCCGUCCUCCCGUUUCUCUUCCCAGCUCUGACUUCACGGCAACUCUGGGCCUUCAUUUCUGGGCCCAGGCCACUUGCUGGUUCAUUAUUAGCAGGUGACUUUCCGUUUACAUAGCUACCAGGUUAGCUCAGUGACAGUUCUGUGAACUGUCAGAUGAGGACAAUUAGUCACAGGGCAGAAGUAACCAGCUGCUGCAACUAGAGUAAUCAGGGCAAGUCCGCAGGUAGGAAAUAGUGGAGCCAGAAUUCAGUGUCAGCUCCCAGUCACCAGUGGCCAGAACAAAUUGGGCUUGGUCAGGACUGACUUUUCAGCCAGUCGGCGAGGGUGUUCUGCAGUUCUUGCAUCUUUCCCUCGUGGUCUCAGGAAGAGUGCUGAAGCUCCAGCCCUGGCGCCUGUUGUCAAGACUGGGGGAGAAGGGCAGGCCAACACAGCCCUCUGAUGACGCUUCAGAGAAAAGCCUUUCCUGGGAGCCUUUGCAUGUUCCCAAGUCUUGUCACCCAAGACUGAGUCACAGGGCCACCCCUGGUCACGGUACUCUUAGCACUUCUAACUUCUGGGAGACAGGUUGUGGGCAGAGGGUGCAGAUAGGCAGUGCCCCGUCUCCUGUGUUCCCACUCCUGUGGCACCAGCUUUGCAGACUGCUGAUCUGCUGCUGCACAGAAACUGCUGGGCCUCUGCCAGGUCUCGGGGCAUGGCAUCUGCACCCCAGCCACUAGGUCUGCCGACCUGGCAGCUCUCCACCUCUUCAGGGGCUUCUAGUUUUCCCCUCACCCUCUAAGCAUCAGGGUCCCACAACAGACGGGAUGGUAGGUGUCAUCUGCACCAUGGCUUAUGUCUCCCGCCCUCAUGUCUAAGUCUGGUGCUUCUGAGUUCUGAACGCCAGGCCCAGACAGCGGCUCUCUGCCAUUGGGCAGCUCCCCAGCAGGUACUGCAAAGCUCAGGAGCCCAACCUGCCCAGACCCUGUCGUUUCCCUCCAAACCAGCCCUCCCGUCGCUGUGAUGGACACAGGCCAUCCCACUGUUGAAGCCCGAAAAUCAGCCUGCUUUGGCUUGCUCCUCAUGAGCAUUUGUGUGGCUUUACCCUGUAAAUAUCUCAGGUCUGUGGGCUUCAUCCACCCGCAGCCUCUCAGGACAGCCCUUGGAGGAGGUAGCACUACCAGUGAUGCAGCAAGACCUGGCCAGUCUGGUAACAGGCAGAGCAUGGAGUGCUCCUGGGCAGGGGACAUAUUUAUCCACAGCUCUGGUGGCUGGGCCUGGGCCACCCUUGGCCCCCAAAGUCACAUCCUGAAGGGAGGAGCGUGGGAUGCUGUGGUUACAAGAUUGGAACACAGGAGCAGAGGAACGGGCGGUGGAAACGCACAUCUUCGUUUCUCCUCAGUCCUUGUGCAGUCAUGGUGUUCCUACCCAUUUCCUUAGGUUUUCAAAUAGGAAAAUUCCUCAGGGGAAAUUACUGAAAACUAGGGGAAAUUUAUCUGUUUGUGAAAGUAACUCAGUUCUUUGUGGCUAGACUUGGAAAAUUCACUGAGUUUUUAACAAGUGAAAAUUUAUUUAAAAUUUAAUUCUUGGGGCUGGGGUUGUGGCUCAGCAGUAGAGCACUUGCCUAGCAUG